This is a messenger RNA of Polypterus senegalus (gray bichir), 7032 nucleotides long. It is a transcript of the gene srebf1, whose product is annotated as sterol regulatory element binding transcription factor 1. The transcript is spliced from 19 exons. The coding region runs from base 154 to 3525 and encodes 1123 amino acids. Gene Ontology annotation, molecular function: RNA polymerase II cis-regulatory region sequence-specific DNA binding; protein dimerization activity; DNA-binding transcription factor activity, RNA polymerase II-specific. Gene Ontology annotation, biological process: regulation of transcription by RNA polymerase II. Gene Ontology annotation, cellular component: nucleus. Lineage: Eukaryota; Metazoa; Chordata; Cladistia; Polypteriformes; Polypteridae. The record is from RefSeq and is a predicted model, not a curated record.
UCACCCGAGACCGCUUCCUGGUAAGCAGGGUUGAGUUGUGCUUAACUUUGUUUAGCUAGUAUGGAAGGAGCGCAACACAGAGUGUGACUGAAGGAUUUGAAGACUCGCAUCCGCACCCCCGUGCCAAUCCCGGGGGCUUUGCCACCGGUUAAGAUGGAGCCCCUACCGUUUGAUGAUGCUUCCCUGUACACUCUUGAUGCCAGCCUUGUUCUUAACGAGCCAAACGACAUCGACUGUGCUUUGCUGAACGAUAUAGAUGAUAUGCUACAGCUGAUUAACAGCCAUGAUGUGGAGUUUCCCAGCCUGUUUGACCAUCAGUCAUUUGUGACGAUGCAGGACACGCCACCCCCUCUUCUUCCUCCUCCUCCUCCUCCUGUGCAAGCACCAAGCAGCUCCCCGCUCCUGGAUGGCUUGCUGGGGCCUUCCAGUAAGCCAGCAAAGAGCCCCAUUCUGGAAGGCAGCAAGGUUUUCCAGCCGUCACCACCCCAGCCUGCUGCCCCCCCAGUCAUUCCGGCCACAGCACCUCCUGGCUCUUCUUCCCCCCGGCACCUUGUCAAGCUGGAUCAGAGCCCCAAGCAGCAGAGUCCACCACCGCCUGCACGACCACAACAGUCUGUACAGCCAAGUCCCCCUGCUGCGCCCAUAAUGACUUCAGGCUUUCAGACAGCUGCCCCGUUUACCCCACAGCAGCCGCAUCUGAUUGGUUAUCAGCCCUCGGGUGGCUUUUCAGCAGUGCAGUCGGUAGGUACCAGUCAACCGAUGCCCAACAUCUUGGCUUCUCCGCAGCAGAUCCAGUCCGUUACAAUCCCUGCUUCUCAGCUUCUGGCCACAACCGCCAGUUCCACUUCAUCCACUGUCUCUCCAGUGCUUCUGCAGCCCCAAUUCAUCAAGGCCGAUUCGCUGCUCUUGACGACACUCAAGCCAGACGGCAGCUCCUUGGUCACUGCAGUCAAAUCUCCAUGCAUCACCACUCUAAGCACGUCUAACUCCCCAGGGCAUAACGCUUCUAUCCAGGCGCUGGUCAGUGGCGGUACAAUUCUCACCACAGUUCCUUUGAUGGUGGAUGCUGACAAACUGCCCAUUAACAGAAUUCCUGCCAAUGGCAAGCUGUCGAGCCUGCCGAACAAGGGGGAAAAGCGCACUGCACACAAUGCCAUUGAGAAGCGCUACCGCUCAUCAAUUAAUGACAAGAUUCUCGAACUCAAAGAGUUAGUGGUGGGGAAGGAGGGCAAGCUCAACAAGUCGGCUGUUCUGAAGAAAGCCAUUGAUUACAUCCGCUACCUGCAGCAAGCCAAUCAGAAGCUAAAACAAGAGAACCUGGCACUAAAGAUGGUGGCUCAAAAGAACAAAACACUUAAGGACCUGGUGGCAUCAGCUGGGAUCUCCAUGGAGAUGGAGGUUGACGGGAUUAAAGCUGAAAUGCUGACUCCUCCACCUUCAGAUGCUGGCUCCCCUUCUAACAGCAGCCAUUUCUCAAACUGCAGCAGUGACUCUGAACCAGAUAGCCCCUUAUGUGAUGAUGCAAAGACCUCCCACAAGCAAGAGAUGCCUUGCUCUACUCUCAUGGGCAUGCUGGAUCGCUCCCGGAUUGCACUGUGCAUCUUCACCUUCCUCUUCCUCACAUUCAAUCCGUUGUCAUCUGUAAUAAAACCUUCAACAGGCUUGUCUGAGAGCAGCAGUUUUCAAGGCCCUGGGAGAAACAUGCUGGGGUUCCAGUCUGCAGCAGACAACCUUGGCUGGCUUGACUGGAUGCUGCCGACACUCUUCCUCUGGUUGCUUAAUGGUGUACUGGUACUGCUCCUCUUCAUCAGGCUAUUUGUCUACGGUGAACCCGUCACCCGUAUGCAUUCGGGAUCUUCAGUGCUCUUUUGGAGGCAUCGCAAGCAGGCGGACCUCGAAUUGGCCAGGGGUGACUAUGCUCAGGCUUCCCAAAACUUGUGGAUGUGCCUAAAGGCUUUAGGCCGCCCCCUGCCCACCUCUCAUCUGGACCUGGCCUGUAGUCUGCUGUGGUCCAUGUUGCGGCUGAUUCUGCAACGUCUUUGGCUGGGGCGGUGGCUGGCAGGACGCGCUGGAGGUCUGAGUCGUGACCAGCAAUUGCAAGAGGAUGUGCGGAGGAGCUCACGAGAUGCUGCUCUUGUGUACCACAAGCUGAAUCAGCUGCACAUGACAGGAAAGCUCCCUGGCAGCAACCUGGCAGCAAUCAACAUGGCCCUGAGCGCCGUCAACUUGGCUGAAUGUGCUGGCGAGACAAUCUCCGUGGCAACAUUGGCUGAAGUCUAUGUACUGGCAGCAAUGCGUAUCAAAAGUAGCCUGCACAGGACGCUGCAUUUCUUAACGAGGUUCUUCUUGAGCAGUGCCAGGCAGAUCUGUUUAUCUCCCAGUGGCACAGUGCCUCCAGCCAUGCAGUGGCUCUGCCACCCCCUUGGGCACCGCUUCUUCGUUGAUGGAGACUGGACUGUGCGCAGCACACCCCGAGAGAGCAUCUACAGCUUGGCAGGCAACUCAAUCGAUCCUUUGGCUCAGGUGACUCAGGCCUUUCGGGAGCACCUGCUCGACCGAGCCUUGUACUGCAUCGCCAAACCAGAAAGUAAUGAGGUUCAGGCUGAAGGGGCAGGAGAGUUUUCUGACGCUCUGCAGUACCUGCAGCUCCUGAACAGCUGCUGUGACGCCGCAGGAACCACUGCUCAGACGUUCGCCAUUGGAUCCAGCGUGACCACCAGCACAGGGACUGAUCCUUUGGCCAAGUGGUGGACGUCUCUGGUGGUGGUGGCAGUGAACUGGUUACAGGGCGAUGACGAGGCAGCCGAGCGCCUCUACGCAGUGGUGGACUACAUGCCCAAGGCUCUGCAUGGCAAUGAGAACCCCUUACCUCGGGCAGCACUCUGCACCUUCAGGUCUGUACGCACCCUUCUGUCCAGCCAGGAGAACAACCAGUUGACGCUGGCACACUGCGACAAGGCCAGUGGGUACCUAAAAGAGAGCCUGUCCAUAGUGCCCCUUGGCAGCAUUGACAAGGUGAUGCAGUUGCUACUUUGUGACCUGCUCCUUGUCACCAGGACGAGUUUUUGGCAGCAGCAGCGUCCAUCGCUGGGUAACUCCUUGCAAGUGUCACCCUUGGAGCUGUGUGGCUUCCAGCAGGAUUUGAGUACGCUCCGUCGGCUGUCUCAGAGCUUCCGGCCAGCAAUGCGGAGACUCUUUCUGCACGAGGCCACAGCUCGGCUCAUGGCUGGCGCCAGUCCUACUCGGGCUCACCAACUGCUGGACCGUAGCCUGCGGAGAAGGACCACACCGACCAGAAGAGCAGGAGAGCUGGCGUCGUGCCCUGGAAAACGCGAGCAGGCAGAAGCGGUUCUGCUUGCCUGCCGUCAUCUCCCUCCUUCCUUCCUCUCUGCGCCAGGGCAACGUGUCGGAAUGCUAGUGGAUGCCGCCCGGACCUUGGAGAGGCUCGGUGCUAAGAGGACACUUCACGACUGUCAACAAAUGAUCAUCAAACUGGGCAGCGGCACAACUGUGGCAUCCACAUAGUAGUGGGGGCGCCUGGUGAAUUGGAUGGGGUAGGGGGGGUUGAAAUAUCGAGUUAUGGGUAACGUUUAACUUUUUUUUUUUUUUUAUCUGAUGGGUGAAAAGGGACAUUGGCUUUUUGCAGAAUGGCAGCUUUUGUUGUAGGUACCGGGCUUGGCCACCGUGUGGCACUGAUAUGCCAGCAUAGUGUGUCUUCCCCAGAAGUUUAACAGGCACACAAUUGUUUGUCAAAGCUCCUCUGCCAGGGUCCUCCGAAGAGCUGGCGCUUCCCAAGGUGCACUGCCCUUCCGCAAAGGCCUGGGCGUCCCCUUUUCCGUGUAAAUAGUGUACAGAUCCUCCAAGUGCACCUCACUUCUGAGGAAAACGUUAUUUUCAUAGAGUCGACGUUGUUUUCCCUCUUGUGUACAUAGGAUAUUUAUAAUUUUCUAAAGGUACUGAUGCCAUUGUUCAUUGUAUAGCUCCUUUCAGCACGCGUCGUGGCUGCAUUUGGAUGAUUUACAGCCGACUGCUCAUCAGCACGAGGUUCCCUAGCGGUGACACCGAAAACCUUAGCAAAGAUGCCAACCUCUUUUGUUUAGAAUCCGUAGGUACCAGUGAACCAAAAAUGACCGCUUCCCGUUAGCGGCCACCUGUACGCAUUUAACGGAACAGUUAAACACUUCAAGUGAACGUGGCCAGCAAACCGGCACAAGCGCUUGGCUUGCCUUUCAGGGUUCACUUUUCGUCCAGCUCUCCGGAUGUUUUUUGUGCGUUAGGCAGGCCGACUGAAUGAAAGCCCCUCGGGAGAUUGUAAGAAGUGGGGUCUUGACUUAAAACAAUAGCACAGCCUGCAGAAUACAAUGGGACUUGGGAGCGAUGGAGUGGUGAGCGAGUACGAGAGAGCAGCACGCGGAGUGUAGAGUUGAACUUCAAGACGCGUUGCGGCCGAUCUGCUCCACCGGAGCACAAGAGGAGAUGGACUGCAGGGCCUGGCACAUGGGGGCUCAUAUUGAGCGUUUUGUAAGAUGGAGAACUGUGACCGUUUCUUUUCAAAAUGGUGUAGGCCGCUUGUUCUUGUGACGCCGACUUGAGUAACGGAUUUUUGAAAUGCUCCGCUUCUUUCUUAGUCGCCCCAUAACUACUGGGCCAGUGAGGUCCGAGAUAGAAACGUCAUAAAAUAUGAAUGUGAGGCUAAAGGACAGCAUGUCUGCUUUUAUUUCUGGGCUGUGUAUUGCAUAUAACACGACUGCAAACGUCUCCCUCUUGGUUAUAAAACUACAAAGCACAACCCAAAGGGCUACUCUGAGCUCAAAGCUCGUCUCAAACAGUCCGUCAGUCCCAAAAUACCUUCACGUAUAAAUCAUCAUAACUGUGGCAGUUGAGUUUAAUCACAAAAACAAUUACUUGGACCCCCGUGCCAGUGUAGGUUUCUUCCCACCAUGCAGAGACGUGCAGGUUCGGUGAAUUGGUGCGCUAAUUUGAGCCAUGUGUGUGCUUUCCCCGGGAAUGACUGACGCCCGCUUCUGGGCUUGUUCUGGAUUUGCCCCAUGCCAGCUGGUAUAGUCUAUGCCCCCUCCCCUGGCCCACACAACACUGGUCUGGAGUAAGUGGGUUAGAACAUGGCCGUUACUUUGGUGAGAGCGUUACAGGCCAAGGCGUAACGUGAAAGAAGUGGAGGCCGACCGACUGCUGCUAGAGUUUCAGUAAACCUCAGAAGGAUUUAAACUUAACUAGCAGUACUACUUAGAAACGACCACUGGGAGGCAAUGUUUCAAAUACAAAGGUGAUCAAAAUAAAGUUUCAUUCUGUGAAGAUGUGACGUAUUGCCACCGGUGAGCCACUUCGUGCCCAGCUGCCCUCCUCUUCUCUCCCCCCACACUGGUUCCAGCCCAGCGCUCUCAUGAAGGUUCUUCUUUACCUCAUCUGUCCCGAACACUCACUUUGCUCGAGAACCUUUGUGGCUCAUCCUUCUACUUCUCGGUGAGGUCCUGUCCGGCCAUUUCUGCUCUUGACACCCACUGCAGGUCUCAGAUUCUUUUCUUUUCAUUCUGACCCUUGCCAUCCCUGCCCUGUCCUUUUUUUUAUUAUUUUUUUUAAUCUCUCUGGAUGUUAUUGUGGCUCCCCCAGUACUCCAGUUCUCGGUUGCUGUGGUCUUCCAAGGACCUCCCAAAAUUUCCUACUGUUGAUUUUUCGAAUACCCAGUACUGGCGCCGACGGGCAUUUUCAAAAGUAAUUUGCCCUUUCUGUCGUGGUCACUGCGCUGAUUGUACCUUGGUUUGUGUCGUCGAUGUCAACACCAGACAAUCGCGUGCAAUCUCCGACAGCCCUCCACCCUCUCACCAGGGGGGUCUCCUGUCAGUCAUUUGUCCCCAAGGGGUGAACACAACAAAAGACAUUUUUAUUCCCAACGUUUUUUUUUUUUUUUUGUUUUUUUGUUAUGUAAAGCAUUGCCCGGAAGUAAAAGCUGACAUUCUUUACUGAAGUCACCUUUUCAUCCAGCAUUCGUAUUUUAUGAAAAUGAGCACAACCAAAAUAAGCCAUCGUCCCAAUCUUUGUGUUUCUUACAACAGGGGGUCCAGAAAGAAAAGAAAAAGUCAAACUGCUGCCACUGCAUUGACUUUAUAGUCUUAGACGUGAAACAUUUUUAAUACGGGAUUCAACAACUGGGCCGUCAUGCGGGGUCUUGUGGCUCUUCGGUGCAUGGAGCGGUAUGAAGAACACCAGGGUCUGCUCGGUGAGCUGGUCAGGGCCGUCUUAACAGCACCAUAGGACCAACCCCCGGGUAAAGUAGUUCGCAGUGCCCUCUGUUUUAAUAGCAAAACAGAAAUAUGCAUCAGAAACUUCGUGGGCCCCUAUGCGAGUAGGACCCCCUGCCAGUGCCCGUUAUUAAUAGAGUGGGAAGGCGGAGUGCCGACGUGAAAGGAGCGAACAGUUGGGAGAUUUGAUUUAAAAUGAACAGACAGUGCCGUAGACUUUAAACUCCAGCAGGUGGCAGCACUCAUUUGUCACAACUGUGUCGUUCAGGUGAUGAAGGAGCGGCAGGACCAGAAACGAGUCUAGGAAACCCUUACAGUGGGGUCCAGUGUGUUUAAGAUGGGCAGCCUCUUCUGAUUUUGGCCCAGUCUCGAGUACCUGUCCGAUAUUAAACCUUUCCCUGUGAGCAAGACUAGAAAUAUUCUACCGCCCGACCCUUUUAUCUGUCCAUCCAUCAUUCCAUUGAAUCUACACUUUGGCUCGAGGGGAGGCGGUACCAUCUUGGCACACAUCUACGCGCUCUUGCCCACUGCCACUCAAAAAUGCCUUUAGGCGCAUUUUACAGAUGUUGAAGUUCCCUGGAGGGAGCCGCUGGUCCACCACAUCUGCUUUGUUUCACCCGUAGGGGGCGAUUAUUUGGCUGAGCUGUCGGCUCUCUUCAAGAUUUCGUCUUGCCAGGAAUACUAACUGCUGUUGUUUUACAAUUUUUUUUAAUGGUUUAAAGAAAAGCACUUUACCAUUGUUAUACUUUAAUUUAUUAAAAAUGUACACAAAAUA